Molecule: messenger RNA, 480 nt
Organism: Penicillium canescens
Lineage: Eukaryota; Fungi; Ascomycota; Eurotiomycetes; Eurotiales; Aspergillaceae
Exons: 1
Coding region: 1-480 (159 amino acids)
Source: RefSeq, a predicted model, not a curated record
AUGGACUCAGGCUUGACUCUGCAGGUCACAUUGGCGUCUCAGGUCCCAACCAUCGGGGCACAGCAACCACCCGCUAUUCAUAUCACAGCAUCGGUCUACAAUGCUGCUGACUUUCCCGUUACCUUUCUCAGAUGGGCUACCCCAUUAGACCCCCAAGCCGGCGUGCUAGGGAUCUUUGAGGUUCGGGAUAUAGCAACGCAUCGGACAAUGCCCGUUCCUAUUAUAAAGAUAUCACGCAAACUCCCUGCCUCUAGGGAUGAUUUAGUGGAAAUACUUCCACGCCAAACCCUGCAAACUACAAUCAAUUUGCCUACAAUGACCCUUGACAAGGGAAAUGAAUAUUCUAUUCGUGCACGAGGAGUUUGGCACGCUGUGUGGCCUACCGAGUCAGUGAAUGUCACCACAUCGCAGCUGGAGAAUAUUAAGGGUGCAAGUCGUGGGGAAUUUCUUUCGAAUGAAUCGCAUGUGAGGAUUCAGUAA